This is a messenger RNA of Spinacia oleracea (spinach), 4610 nucleotides long. Its product is annotated as PLASMODESMATA CALLOSE-BINDING PROTEIN 5. NCBI's taxonomy places the organism in Eukaryota, Viridiplantae, Streptophyta, Magnoliopsida, Caryophyllales, Amaranthaceae. The coding region runs from base 81 to 662 and encodes 193 amino acids. The record is from RefSeq and is a predicted model, not a curated record. The transcript has 3 exons.
AGUAAUGACCCCCCAAAAUUAAAAACCAGACCGACGUAAACAAAAACAAACCCAGAAAAAACAUUAGUCUCAGAACUCAAAUGUCCUUUGUCUCUCAACGGUCACUUUUCCUGUUUCUGCUACCCCCAUUUCCCACCACCAUUAAAACCACCUUUUCCCCUUAUAAAACGACCUUCCGAUUCCUGCCAACUCCAACAACAAUGCAGAACUUCUUCAUCAUUUUCUCUCUCCUCCUCUUCCUCGGAGUCACCAUUGUCGAGGCCCAACAAGAAGGAAAAGCAGUGGUGCAGCAGCAGCAGCUAUGGUGUGUAGCAAAGAACAACGCUGAGGAUACUGCACUUCAACAGGCUUUGGAUUGGGCUUGUGGCCCAGGAGGUGCUAAUUGUGGGCCGAUCCAAAAUAGUGGGCCCUGUUAUGACCCGAAUGAUCUCAUUGAUAUGGCUACUUAUGCUUUCAAUGAUUACUGCCUUAAGCAUGGUAUGAGUGACGAGACUUGCAAUUUUAGCAAUACUGCUGCUCUCACUGCUCUUGAUCCAAGUCAUGACAAAUGCAAAUACACAUCGAGUAAGUCGAACAGAACAGGGCCUAAAUGGCGAGUUGAUGUUGAAUGUAGAUGGAGGAAAAUGAAGGUGAAUAGCCAUGGAGGGCGAAGAGCAAGAUAAAAUUGAAAUACAGAGGAGGACGGGGAAGGGGGGUGGGGGUAGGGAAUGUGGCACCUAAGGUUUGUAUUAGAAAGUACCAAAACAAAAUGGUGUUACCAAUUUCUGUAAUUAAUGUCGUUUGAAGACGAAUGUAAUGUUGUACAUUGUGAUGUUCUUAAUUCUAAAGCUUAGUGAAUUGAUUUUUAUCUUGUUUCUAAUUGAAUUGCUUAAAACGGCUGAAUCGAAAAUUAGAAAGGGAAAGAGGGAAAAGUUGAGAUAUUAUUUCAAUUAAAUAAGAGGUUGGAUUUUAAUUUUGACGGGAAUGAGAGGUUGAAUUUCAAGGUUGAAGGAAUAUAUAAGUGAAAUGAGGAAUUGAUGUUGAAUUUUGGAGGAAGAUGAAGGGGAAGAGGUGUUGCGGGGAAAGAAAAAGAUAAAAUGGAAAGAGUAAAAGGAGGGGGAGACACGUUGCGGCACCGAAUAGAUAGACUUAUCUGUAUUUUCGUCUAUGGAAUUGAUUGAUGAAAUCGCAAUAUUUUUCUAUUUAGGAUACUAAGAGAGUAAUCGUAUUGCAAACUCUCAGAAUAGAUGUUUUGUCCAAAGGUUGUAGCCUCUUCUACCCAACUCAUGAUAUCUGUAGGUUUCAGUGUGCUUUGGUUCAUCCUGUGUUCUGUAAUGGCCACUUAUUGUGGCGGAGCAUUUUUUAUUGUUUUGUGUAAUCACUUACAAAAGUUACAAUGUGUUUCAAUGGGAUAAUUUGUAGAAAAUGGAUGGGACGGAUAGUGAUGGCUACAUUUUUCUUUACGUAGUUAUGGCUAAAUUGGGGGGAGGAGAAAAGAAAGGAUAUCAAGGGAUACAGUUUCCUUUCUGUUUCAACGAGCGAAAUGCUACUUUGAUGGAAUGAUUCUGUGGAACAUACAAGCCCUCUUUUCUUCCACUAUUACUAUCCAAAACAAGCUAUUAGUGUAAUAUUUGUCAAAAGUUGGUUAGGAGUUGGCGACUAUAUAUAUUUUAUAGUGGAAUGUCGAUAUGUGGAUUAAAUUGCAACUUGUUUCAGAGUGAAGGUAGGUAUAUCCUGAAGUGCGGAGACUAAUAAGAAGUAUAGUUCUCCAUUUGGAGGAGGUUUAGCUUCUCUGGUUUCCCAAAAAUUUAGUUAACCAAACAUCUGUAGAGGCAUGUUUUUCCCACUUGGAUAUGAGAGUUCCUCAUUUGGAAGAAUAAUCCUUUUUGCCAUGAAGCUAGACAGGGGAAAUGCUAAGGUGUCUCAGUCUCGCUGUGGAAGGACUUGAUACACCUUUCCAUUGGUAAUUAUUGAAGUUAGAUUUUCUUUUUUUAUAUCCUUGCCCUCCGCCUCCUAGACAGUGAUUUGUAACAGUUUUGACGUGAUCAUGUGAUUUGUAAUUGUCUUGUCAAUGGAGAUGGUGGGCAUAUGGGUUUUAUUCCAGUUAGGGAACAAUGACAGUUCUUAUCCGGUGACAUUUGAUAGUGUUUGUAGCUGAAGUUGGCACAGGUAGUUUCCAUGCACUGCGUGCUUUUUAUGUUUUACCAGCUAAUCUCUGACCAUAGAUUUGCUAGGAUUGGCAAAUUUGUGAUCAAUUUUCCAGUGAGAAAAUGGCCGAUGGAGAAUCUUUGUUAAAUAGAACCCAAUCCCGGUUCAUAAGAGUAGCAUUGGAAAGCCAAAAUUUAAGUCGAAGAAUCCUCAAUCUUCACUCAUGAAAUCAUGCAUCUUUACCUGAUGGGGGAAAUUGUGAUAGCUGUAUCACUGAAAUGGCUGCUAAUAUUUGCUGCAUCAGAAGUUCCAGGGACUAUUAUAAGCACUUAAUAAAGGGGAAGUCAAUUAAACCCUGCUAUUAUUUUUUCAAAGGUUUCCUUCACUUGAAUUUGUUUGUUCUUCUGAAGAAUCUUAUGCAUGUAUAUGAUGUUUUCACAUAUUACCCCCGCUGUCUAGAAGAAGAAGUCACAUUAUCCUGAUCCCUCAAACUUAAGGAUGUUAUACAAAUACCAUUUAGAAUAGGUUAUGCCUCAUUACUCAAGUAGUGUCAUAUUAUGAAAUACAAUCAUGAAUCAAUACUAUUUUAGGAAAUUGACAACUUGUUUAGGACAUCUUAAAAUAUGUUUAUUGCUUCAGCUGGAGUACUUAAGUGGUAAGUAUGAUCUGUGGGUAGUUAGUAUUUUUCUUUAUGGAUAAUGCCUAUGAUUUUGUAAAUAUGUGCGACUUUCCUAUUUCCAGAUUUCGUUUUAGAUUUUCGAGGGCCAAAUUAAUUUUCUCAAGCAUUAUUAAAAUUGAUACUUUGUUCUUAUGGCUAGAAGUAAUGUGAUGGUAAUUUUCCAUGCUCCUAUUACACUGAUUUGGAUAAUCAUAAACUUUUAAGCAAAGGUGCCAAUUUUACUUCAAAACAUAAAAGGUGCCAAUGAAGUUGCUCAGUUUAUAAAUGAAGUUGUUCUGUUGCGAACAGAACACCUUCAUUUAUAAACAGAGCUUGGAUAGCAACCUUGUAAUUAGUUGUUUCUAGUUGUUUGGCCUUGUUAAGGCCUGUUUGUUUUCUGGUAGCUCCCCCUAGUACUUAGGGUCCUGCAUAGCAAGUACAUUUGUCUCUAGGUGGAGAUUAGUUACAUGGUCGGAAGUUUUGGACAAUAUAGAAUUAUUUGAUUUACCAAACAAAGAAGGUGUUCUGUUUCUGUUAAUACCAAUUCAGGGAAAAUGCUAUGCUGUAUUUUGUGAUUUAAACUAAACUGUUCUCCUCCCAAGUUAUUGGAUAGUUACAUCUUCUAUGGAAUCUAGUCUUGAAAUCGCUGUCCUUUUUUUUAUUUUAAUUAUUUAUUUAUUUUUAGACCGAGUGAGAGAGUAAUCUUGUCAAUUUCGGAAUGUCCCCGUAGCCAAAAUUUACAAUAGAUAAUUGUCUGAAAUCUAUAUCUUUGCUGAUUUGGCCACUAUGUAUUGUGCAAUGGCCAGUUUCUGUAGUUGAGCAUUUCAUGUUCAUUUUGUGUGAUUGCUUACUAUGUGUAUUAACGGGAGGAUUUGAAGAGAAACAAGAUGGCGAGUGAUGGAUACAUUUUUCUUAUGUUAGGUAUAGAUUUGGGUCACUGGGGGGGGAGAAGAAAUUAAAGUUGGAAUGAUCUGGACAUAUCAACUUCAACCUUAACUCCCCUCUCUCUGUCCUUCCCCUCCCUUUCCCUCCACCAAUACUAUCGAAACAAAGUGUUAGUAGUCUUGGUAUAACAUUUGUCCAAAUUUCCAAUUGGUUUAGGAGUUUAUGAUGAUAUUUUUGUCUUCAAACUGUAUUACAUGUGGACCAAAUUGCAACUUGUUGUAGAACAUAGUAUGAGAUAUAAAUUCUGAAGUGGAGUGAUUAACUUAAUAGCAUGAAAUAUAGUGCCGCAUCUCGAAGAUGAUCUAUAUUUAUCUAUAAGAAAUUAACCAAACAUCUCCAGACUCAUGAAAUAAAAGUGAUUAUUUGAUACAGUGAGCCUUUUAGUCAUCAAGCUUGAAGGAGGAAUAUGUUGUUAACCCGUGUAUAACUUACUUCCUUUAAGUAUGUGUGUCUGUAAAUCUCACAGUGGAAGGGUGAUUGGUAAUAAUGAAGUUUGUAUCUAGUUUUUCUUUUGAUUUCUGUUGACCUUACGAGAGAAAGUGUCGUGCUUUGAAGUUGGUUGGCUGUCUUUACCCUGUCGAUGGAGAUUUUAUACUGGUGUGGCAUAGGGUUUUUUGCAAUGCAAUUAGGGAAAGCAAGUAAUUCAGAAUCUUAUUUGAUAAUAGUUUUUGUUGCUGAGGUUGUACUUAGAUUGUUCCAUUAGAAUUAGUUGUUAAGUCAAAGGUUCUUCAAUGUUCAGUACUUACGGGUAUAUUUUUCAAGCAUUCUGAACAUAAGGUUGUGAUCAUCGUGUCACUGAAAUUGCUGCUAAUCUUCAGUACUUAGGGGUAUAUUUGCAAGCAUUCUGAACCUAAGUUUUCUCGUGAAGGAGAAGUUGUGA